Molecule: messenger RNA, 4032 nt
Organism: Rhincodon typus (whale shark)
Lineage: Eukaryota; Metazoa; Chordata; Chondrichthyes; Orectolobiformes; Rhincodontidae
Product: ankyrin repeat domain-containing protein 31
Exons: 17
Coding region: 4-4032 (1342 amino acids)
Molecular function (GO): protein binding
Source: RefSeq, a predicted model, not a curated record
GCAAUGCAAAGAGAUGUAUAUCUGCUUCGAGCCCUCAUACGAGCAGGCGUCAAUGUAAACCUGUCAGAUUAUGCAGGUUGGACAGCUCUGCAUGAAGCAAGUGCGAGAGGUUUUCAUGAAGCUGUAGAGUUACUGUUAUCAGCUGGAGCAGAUGUAGAUUGUAAAGGCUUGAACGGUGUGACACCUCUACAGGAUGCAGUGAAAAGUGGACACUUUGAGGUGGUCAGAUUGCUGCUACAGCAUGGAGCUGAUCCCUUUGAAAGGAAUGAAUUAGGGGAAUGUGCAUUUCAAGAAACAAUGGAAAUCCAAAUGAAGAGACUAAUCAGAAGCUGUCUACAGCGAAGAGCAGCUUCUGCCAAAGUUGGAGGUAACAGCAAAAUUUCAAAAAGUGCUGGUUUUAAAAAUACAAUGGACAGUAAAAAGCUUGAGGAGAGCAGGAAUUCUAAAAUGGCUGCGAUGAAUGACAGAAUCCCGACCCGGAAGAGAAAAACAGAAAGCACACAUCAAGCAGAAAGUCAUGUCCAGUCCAACAAAAAGACCCAAAAUACAAUAGCUACCAAUAAUGUAAUUGAAAAUCGGGCGAAGUCUGUGGAUGAGAGCAGGAAUUCUAAAAUGGCUGUGAUGAGUGACAGAAUCCUGACCCUGAAGAGAAAAACAGAAAGCACACAUCAAGUAGAGGGUCACGUCAUGUUUGAGAAACAGAGCCAAAAUACAGUAGCUACCAAUAAUGUAAUUGAAAAUCAGGCGAAGUCUGUGGAUGUGAGACAGUCUCAGAGAAAUGUUAUUACGCGUCACAUGUUGAAAUUACAGUCUCAGCUUGGUAAUCAUCCAGGACAACAGAUAAUACAAUGUAACCCUUUAAAUAGGAAAUCUCAAGCUGCAGACAGAGAUGAAAUUCAGACUGCACCUUCCACAGUAGCAAUAAAGGAGACUAAGAUCGAUCCUAAUAGUUGCACAUCUGGCACUGUUGUAGUUCCUGACUGUCCAACUGAAGCUCAGAUAGCAGUGAGACAAUCUACAAGGAUCAGAAGUUCAAUGUGUGGACUUUCCGGCCAAACUGAGAAAAUGUCAACUGAAUCUGAACAACCCAGUGUUGACAACCCCCAACAAAAUGUAGUAACAGUUAAACCCUGUGUGGCCGUGAGUAAGAAUAGAUCAAAAGCUACUCUGAACUAUCACGAAAGGAUAAGAGCAGAAGAAGGAACAAACCAAGAGAGCAGGAAUUCUAAAAUGGCUACGAUGAAUGACAGAAUCCUGACCCUGAAGAGAAAAACAGAAAGCACACAUCAAGCAGAAAGCCAUGUCCAGUCCAACAAACAGACCCAAAAUACAGUAGCUGCCACUAAUGUAAUUGAAAAUCAGGCGAAGUCUGUGGAUGUGAGACAGUCUCAGAUAAAUGUUACCACACGUCACAUGUUGAAAUUACAGUCUCAGCUUGCUGGUCAUUCAGAACAACAGAUAAUACAAUGUAACCCUUUAAAUAGCCAAUCUGAAGCUCCAAACAGAGAUGAAAUUCAGACCGUAGCUUCCUCUGUAGCUGUGAAGGAGACUAAGAUCGAUCCUAAUAGUUGCACAUCUGGCACUGUUGUAGUUCCUGAUGGCCCAACUGAAGCUCAGAUAGCAGUGAGACGAUCUACAAGGAUCAGAAAUUCAGUGUGUGGCCUUUCUGGUGAAAUUGAGAAAACAUCAACUGAAUCUGAACAACCUAGUGCUGAAAACCCCCAACAACAUAUAGUAACAGUUAAACCCUGUGUCGCUGUGAGUAAAAAUCGAAUGAUCGCUACUGUGAACCAUUGUGAAAGGAUUGAGGAACUCACUGCAAAUCAACUGACUUCCCCAAAUAUGGAAGCUAAGUCAACUGAGAAAUUUUGCACAGUCAACAUGUUACAAAGUGUGAUCAACAAAUCCAAUACCAACAACACAACAAAUGACAAAUUAGUUACAAUAGAAACGCUGGAUGCAAGCAACAGCAGUGUGCCAGCAGCACACGUGAAAAAAUCUUCAAAUCAUUCACAACAGUCACCACCAAAAACACAAAGCAAAGAUGAUUUGAUGAACGUAAAAACCAGUUAUAAUGAUAAUGUGGAAAUGGUUCCAAAACCCCUUAUUCAAGGAGACACAGAAAACAACAUUGAUGAAAACACCAUCAAUCAUACAAUUACAUUGGAAACCAGGAAAGAUGAUUUUUAUGAUGUUGGUUCCACAGAAGUCUCUUAUUCUGCUGGACACAUGUCACGCGUGGAAUAUUGUAGAUCUACUGAGCUGAGUACGAUGGGUGUUGAAUUCCAAAAAGGCUGUCCAACAUCCAGUAUUAUUACACCAACCUCUCAUUCUCACACUCCAAAAUUAAGUGCGCUGAACAAGAGAAAUGGCAAGGGAGAGACUCGCUUACAUCUUGCUGCGAUAAAGGGGGAUUUAACUUCUGUAAGAUCUCUAAUCUCAGCUGGAAUCCAUAUAAAUAUCAAGGACAAUGCAGGUUGGACAGCCCUUCAUGAAGCUUGUAGCAGAGGCCUUACUGAUGUCAUACAAGAAUUACUGAAAGCUGGUGCUGAUGUCAACAGCCAAGGAAUGAAUGGGGUGUUACCAUUGCAUGAUGCUGUGAGCGGGUCUCAUUAUGAGGCUGUGAAACUCCUAUUACAGUAUGGAGCUGAUCCUAAACAGAAGAGUGCAGCUGGAAGGAGUGCUUUUGAUGAACUUGCUGAUGAUAAGAUUAAAGAUCUACUUGAGACUUACUGUAAUGGUGAGGCGACAGUUCAUGAACAAUCACAACCAAUUAUAGAUCAACAAAAUGUAGAGUACCGGGAGGAAGAGGAGCUGACAGAAAGCAUCACAGGAGAUCAAACCGUGCCACACCACCUAACUGCACAUAUGCCUCAGGAUGAGCUAGUCGGGUCUGCAGUGAGAGGCUCAUCUGUUCCUUCAAAUGACAACUGCGCCUCUUGUGAUGAUAAGGAAACGCCACCACCUCUACACAAUACAAAGGACUUAGAAAGUCCACCCAAUUAUAUUUUACAGCAUGAGUCAAUUACAAUGACAUUGAAUGAAAUAGAAAUGAAGGAAGAAAGAAUGAUGAAAUGUAAAUUCACAGAGCAUAAAAAUGCAGCUCAGUUUGAGUUGGAGUUGUCCCAGAUACAGAAGGUUUUAAAUGAAGUACUUACAAAACAUAAGGCUGAAAAGGAAGAUCUUGUGAAAAAAGUUAGGAUAUCUCCCGGAUCAUUCAGACAGGACACACUACAGAAACAACUAACAGCUCUAGUCUCUCGGCAAAGGAGAUUUCUAAAUCUGCUACGGAAAAGAAAAGCAUUAGAUCAGAAGCUGCGCAAUUACAAAUUAAAACAACAGCAAUUGCAGCAAAAUAAUACUGUAAACCCGACCAAAAGUUUGGCUUGUACUAUUGAGAGCACCAUCCGGACAGAUACUUGCUCAAAUGAAGGACAGGUUUUGAAUCAAAGUGAGGAACUGAGUGCUAAUUCUGCUAAUGAAACCUCUCAAGAAACAUACAUACCUCGUCCAUCUUCCAACCCAGAAUUCAUGCAAAAACAGAUUUGUUUGAAUCAGGGUGAGAUAGGUAUUGCUGCCAAUCAGAAUACAGAUAAAAGAGAUAUUCUGCAAGUAAAGACCACGCAGGUUACGCAGAGCAUUCAAAAUAACAACCUGAUGAGUGUUUCCACUCUGUCUGGAAAACAGAAGGAUUCAGAACCUCUACCAGAGGAUAAAGGAAGUGGACACAGAAGGCAGCUACACUUAAUAGACCUAAUCAGUGAUGGAUUGAUUCAGCCAGGAGAAGAUGUCCUGGAAGUCAAACUGCAGAAGUACUAUCCACAUAUCAUUGAUGGCUAUAUUACUGAACCAGAUAAAAACCAACCAUUCUUCAACUCAAAUAAUAGACACACUCCGACAUCUCCAAACGGAGUGUCAAAGCAAAAUGAAACUGUCUGCAAUACUUCAUUCGCAACAUAUGGAAAACAAGCGCAGAAACAUGCUGACUGCUUCAAGGCUAGCUUCACUGUGAUGGAUGAAACUAAGAACUAA